Chlamydomonas reinhardtii is the source of this 8049-nucleotide messenger RNA. RefSeq lists its product as uncharacterized. NCBI's taxonomy places the organism in Eukaryota, Viridiplantae, Chlorophyta, Chlorophyceae, Chlamydomonadales, Chlamydomonadaceae. The transcript has 13 exons. The record is from RefSeq and is a predicted model, not a curated record. Bases 96 to 5330 code for a protein of 1744 amino acids.
CAAACAUACUCGCGGACGGGGCGGCUGCGUCGUUUUUGCCAGCAUGAUGUCGUCUUAACACGGAGUUUUGUUGUCCCAAACAUCCGCCGGCAAGGAUGUUAAACUGCUUGACAUAUUGCGCGUUUGUGUACUGGGCCGUGGCGACGGUUCACACCAUCCUGCCCAUCGAUGUGGCGGUAUGUGGAGCCGACCCCGAGCGGGGCGGGCUGGGUGCCCUGCUGCACCAUACCUUCGGCGGCGAGGUGGACAUUGACGCGGACACCUGGCGCGGCUACCCCUGCCACUCGCACCUGGUGGCCAAGGUGCUCUUCAUACUGCAGCGCCCCGUGGCCACCGUGACCCACAUCAUGACGGGGGGAGGACAGGGCGAGCCGUUCGUUCCCAUCCUGUUCGUGGUGCCCAUCAUCUUCAUGCUGACGGUGCUGCUGCGCGAGGGCCUGGGGCUGCGCAUCAUCUCGCCCACAGCCAGCCGCACGCUGCUCAAGUUCGGCAUCGCGGUGGGGUGCCGCACCAUGAUCCUGCUCAAGUCGCUGCUGCUGGGCAAGAGCUCGCUGUACUACAAGCGCUACAGCAAGGUGGAGUUCUUCAUCAUCGCCUGGACCGCCUACAUCAUAGAGAUACCCGUGCCGCACGAGGCGGCGGUGUCGGGCGGCACCGCGGUCAUCAUUGCCGCCAUGGCCGCACUGUUCCCGCACCACUUCCUGCCCGAGGUCAACCCCAUCAACGUGGCGCUGCAGGCCAUCGCCGCCACGGUGUUUGCGCUGGUGAACGCCUCCCACCAGCAGCGCCGCCGCGUCGCAGAGCGCAACGCACUGGCGGCGCGUAACGCAGCCGCAGCCGCAGCCGCAGCCGCAGCCGCAGCCGCAGCCGCAGCCGCCGGCGGCAGCGGCGGGGCCGGCGGCGCGGGCGAGGACGAUGACGGUGACCUGGGCAAGGCGCGCAACAAGGCCGCCGCAGCCGCAGCUGCGGCAGCUUCCGAGGCCGAAGCUGCGAGUGCCACCACCACCGCCACUGCCACUGCCGCUGGUGCCGCGGUCGCCGCCAUCCGCGCCGCCGGCGCGGCACCUGCCACCACCACCGCCACCACCGCCUCCUCAACCACCCCCGCCUCCGGUCCCGCUGCUGCGGACGGCCCGCUCGUGGGCAGCCUGGCGGCGGUGCGGCGCAUCACCGCGCUGGCGGGCCGCUGCUACGUGUCGCCCGCCCGGGCCUGCCGCUUCAGCCUGAAGCUGAGCUGGGCGCACCUGGCCGACCUGCCGCCCGACCUGCUGGCGCGCAUCAACACCCACAUACUGGCGUCCAGCGGCUGGCAGGCCGUGAGCGCCUGUGCUCGCGAGGGCUGUGUGGAGCUGGUGCUGGACCUGCGCCCGCGGCAGCCGCGCCGCCUGCCCUACGGAGCACAGCCGGGCACCUCAGUCGCCGCCGCGCUGGCCGCCGCCGCCGCCGCCGCGGGCGAGGCCGCCGACGACGCCGCCGCCCUGGCCGACCAGGACGCCCGCAUCCGCAUUCGCGGCGCCGCCGGCUCGGAGGGCGGCGCGCUGGCGACGGCGCUGGCGGCAGCCCUGGGGGCGGCGGCGGCGGCGGCGGGUGGCGGCUCGGGCGCUGGCGGCGCGCUGUCUCUUGAGGAGCUGGCGGUGGUGGUGGCGGAACAGCUGCAGCGGGCGGGGCUGCUGCGGCCCGACUGCGAGCCGUCCGUGGUGCUGCAGUUGGGCGAGGGCGCCUGCGUGCUGACGUGGAGCGCCGAGGACGGCACCUGGCGCUACCAGGCCGCUGGACCCGCCGCCGCCGCCGCCGCCGAGGAGGCCGACGGCGAGGGCGAGCCGCUGCCGCUGCCGGCGCUGGCGCUGGCGCCCCACCAGCAGCCCGUCAUCGAGUGGCUCAGCCCGCGCGCCGCCUGCCGCCACGCAGCCGCUGAGGCCGCAGGUGUGCCCGGCCUGCGGCUGACGGUGGCGGUGCGCGGCGGCGGCCUGGGCCCGGCUGAGCUGCUGGGGGGCUCGGGGGUGCUGGUGCGGGGGCCGGGCGGGCGGCUGCUGCCGUACACCGCCCUGUCCGUGUCGCUGGUGGAGGAGGAGGCGGGCGAGGCGGGGGGCGGCGAUGAGUCGGACAAGGGCUCCUGGGGCGAGGACGAGGAGGAGGAGGAGGAGGAGGAGAUCGAGGCGGUGGGGAAAGAGGACGCGGAGAAGAACACGCAGCAGCAGCAGCAGCAGCAGCAGCGAGCUGGGGGUGCGCGGCCUCCUCCUCCGCCUCCUCCUGCUCCGCCUCCCCGGCCGCCGCUGUACCUACUGGAACUGGAGGUGCAGGCCGCCCCUGCCAGCGGCCUGCUGCAGCUGGAGGCCCGCGGCCUGGGUGCGGGGCGCCUGGGGGCCGCUGGUGCUGCUGGUGUAGGUGGUGCUGGUGCUGCUGGCGGUGCUGGUGGUGCUGGUGCUGGUGGUGGUGGUGGUGCCGGCGUGGUCCUGGCGGGUGCCCAGCUGCUGAGUGAGCCGCGUGCGGUGGUGCUGGACACGGACCCGCAGCUGGUGUCGGGCCUGCUGGCUCUGGCGGGCUGCAUGUCCGACCCCGCCAGUGGCGAGGCAGUGCUGGCAGACUACGGCGCAUGGCUGGACGCGGCGGCGGCGGCGGCGGCGGCUCGGCACCAGCAGGCGGGGCAGCAGGCGGGGCAGCGGCAUCAGGCGGAGGACAAGGAGGCAGCCGUCCCCGCGGCGGCCCCCGACACCGGCCGCGGCCCGCUGGCUCUGCCCACCGCACCGCCGGCGCUGUCGGUGGCUGCCGCCGCCUCCGGCAGCAAGGGCGGCGCGCCCGCCACCUCCUCCGGCGCCGCAGGCGGCCUCCCGGCGUCCGCCUCCUCCUCCGAUGCCACUGCCGCUGCUGCCACUGCUGCCGCGGCUGCCGCUGACGACGACGGCGCCUGUGACGUGGUGUCCCGCCGCACCACCGCCAUACCCGCGGCGGCGGCGGCGGCGCCCACUACCGCGGCGGGCGGCGGCGGCGGCGGCGGCGGCGGCUCCUGCAGGCUGCUGUCUGUGGGCUGUGCGCAGUGCGGCACCUGCCCUGUGCUGCCCGCCGCCCGCGACCAGAGCCUCUCCGGUGCUGCCGCCGGCUCCAGUGCGGGCGGCGGCAGUGGCGCCAUGGCCGCCAGCCACUCGUACAUGUGUGCCGCCUACGGCCCGCCCGCCGCCCCGCUGCUGGCCGCCGCCGCCGACCUGCUCACCGCCUGCUGCCAGCACGGCGGCGGCCCCGGCGGCGGCGCGGUGGCGGCGGUGGCGGACCGCCUCAUCGCCAUGGUGGUGGAGCUGGGAGCCGAGGGUGGUGCGGGGGGUGGUGCGGGGGGUGGCGCCGCGGGUGGUGGUGCGGGUGGUGGUGCGGCGGCGCUGCGGGGGCUGCUGGGCGCCGUGAGUGCGCCGCCCACACACGCCGGCGCGCUGCACGUGGCGGUGGCCUCGCAGUCGCGGGCGGUGGUACAGGUGCUGCUGCGCUGGCACCAGCGCCUGGCGGACAGCGGCGCUACUGCCGGUAGUAGCAGCACUGGCGGCAGUAGCAACCCCUGGCUGGCCCGGGCGGUGUGUGGCGUGACGCCGCUGCAUGUGGCGGCGGGGCUGCCGGACGGCGGCGAGCUGGCGGCCUGGCUGCUGGCCACCUACCCGGCGGCGGCGGCGGCCUGGCGCAGUGCGCUGAGCGACGACGGCCUGAGCCCGGCGGCGCUGGCGGGGCGCAUGGGCGCGCGCUGGCGGCUGAGGGUGUGGGCGGGCACGCCGCUGCACAGAGCCUACACCGCGCUGACGUCUGUGCGGGGCGGGGUGGGCCGCGCCAGCUCCGACGUGUCAGCCACCACCUCGCCCGCCGCCCACAGCAGCAGCCCCGGCGCCCCCAGAGGCAAGGCGCUCCAGCAGUACGCGCAGCAGCAGCUCCUGGCGCCGCAGCAGCAGCCGGCCAUGGGCUGCCGCCAACGCGGUGGCCUGCUGCCUCCGCUGGCGGGGGUGUGGGAGCUGGUGUGGGGGUUUGGUGAUGCGGACCUGGAGCGCCGCUUCGCCCAGGAGCUCAGCUGCCAGGCCCGCUCCAGCCCCACCCUGGAGCUCUACGUUGCGCUGCACUGCCUCCUGCCGCUGCUCAGCCUGGCCCGCUGCGGACUGGCCAUGGGACUGGGGCUGGGACUGGGCAUCGGCGCAGCCGCAACCGCGGCAGCCGUGGCCGCGGGCCGCAGCGCCGGGGGCGGCAGCCCCGCCAACGGCCCCGCCGGCGCCACCGCGGGCGGCGACGGUGGCGGCGGCGCCAGGUCUGCGGGUGCUCGUGGCGGCGGCGGCUGGUGGGGCCUGGACGGCGCACUGGCGGCUGUGUCGCUGUCGGCGCCGCACGUGGCUCCGCUGGUGGGCUGGUGGAUGGGACCCGACCACCACACCGGCAGCAGCAGCAUCAACGGCAACGCAGGAGCGCCCUCGUCCUCCGCCCCCCCGGCGCCCUGCUGCUCGCCCGCCUGCGCCCUGGCCGCGCAAGUGCGCCGCAAGCGCGGCAAUGCCGGCGGCGCAAACUACGAGUGCAGCUGCGUCACCGCCGCCUCCACCUCUCAGGCAAACACCACCCCCACCGGCCGUCGCCCCGGCGGCCUACGUCGUGCGCUGCUGGUGAUGCACCUGCUGCGGGCCGCGGCCAAGGCGGCGGUGGGGCUGCGCCUGCUGCACCUGCUCUCGGGCGCGGCGGCGGACGCGCAGGACGGCGGCGCGGCCGCGGCGGCGCUGGUGCUGCCCACUGCUGCGGCCGCCUUCCUGGCUGGCGGCGGCGACAUCGCGGUGGAGGCUGUGCUGCGGCCGCUGGUGGAGGGGCCGGCGCUGGGCCUGGGCGCGCGGCUGUUGCUGAGCGCCGCGGACGCGCCCGCCAUGCUGCUGCUGUACCGGGCCGCGCUGCCGCACGGGGCGGGGGCAGCGGGCGCGAGGGCGGGGCCGCUGGCGCGCCUGGCGCUGUACCAGGCUGUGCUGCUGCUCACCACCGCCACUGUGUGCGCCGUCAGCCGCGCCCGCUUCAAGCGGCGGCAGGCCGCCACCGAUGACAGCACGCGCGCCGCCGUGACUCCCCCCACCGCUGCCGCACCAGCGCGCGAGCCGCCGAUUCCGCCGAGGCCUUCGGUGGGACAGCCGCGGGCGCCGCCUGGCAGCGGCGGCGGUGGUGGUGGCUGGUCGUCCGGUGGCUCAAUCACCGCGGCUGCCAGUGGCGCUGACGGGGCGCAUGUGGACGGCGGCAGUGGCAGCGGCAGCAGCAGCAGCCGGCGCGGCCCCGGCGCUGACACGUGGCUGUGCGGGAGCCGCAAGGCGGUGACCUGCACGUCUGUGGGCCCGGUGUAGCGGCCGGCCAGCUUGCUAGGGGCUGCGUGCAAAGAGAGCGGUAGCGGCGAGGGCAUGGCUUGAAGCAGGCGGUGCAGCAUUGGUCCUGGUGUGGCGGUUGGGGCCCUUGGUGUGCUUGGUGUGGCUGUGUGGCCCAACUGAGAAGCCCGCCUGACACGGCACAUGAACUGCACAGAACUACACAGGCCUGUCGAGACAACCAGGCAGCCUAACGUGGCUACUUGCAGGGCGGAGUGCGGUGGCUUGAUAUCACGUACGAGUCAUCGAGUUCUUCUCAACAAGUUGGGGGGUGUCGACAGCUAGGUGUUUGUUGCCCGCCUGCUACACAGUUCUUGCUGAAACCAACAGGCAAGCUCUUGCCCUGCAGGCUUGCCUGUUAGUAAACUUGUCAUAGGUUUCCAGGGGUUGUUGUGCACUCAUGUCGGGGGCUGUCAAUCAAUCCGCAAGCCGCGAACGGGUGGACCGCGGAUUGCCAGUGCUGGUGCUGAUGGGUCAUGUCGGCGGUUAAGAACUUGAGGGGGGCUGGUGCCGCUUUUGUGGCUUCACGGCGUGCUAGGGAAGGAAUGCGUGAUCGUUGAGUGCCUCGUAAGGUAUGGCUCGCAUGCUCCCCGAUGCUGAGGUGCAGUACACGCAUUUGCAGUGAUGGUAUGUGAUACCGAUCGACUUUUUGACUGGCGUUUUGCAUGUUGCAUCUACCGUGAUGGGGGUUAAAGCACCCGUGGUUUGAAGCACACACAUGCAUGCGCCGUGCCCUGUGCUCCUCGCGUGCCGCGUGACUGCACAACUCGUUUGGGACCUAUGCACACCAAGCAACUUGAAUUCAGGCAAGCUCGGCUCAACGCAAAUAAGCAUAUGCCAAGGCGUCAUAGCCAGCAAUAUGUCAGAGCGCAUAUGUGCAUGCUAAAGUGGAGGCCGUGUGUUCGCAGUCUCCUGAGGGGGGGGGGUGCGAGGGGGGGGGGGGGGAGUGGACGGCAGUGGGCUGGCUGAGCGCCUGUGUGCAGUCCCUGCGCUAUCCGCCCGAGCGACAUCUGUGAUUAUGAUGUAAAUGUGCUUCAUUGCUCUGUACGUGUGUAAUGUAGUUGGUGAGUGAGUGGAUGCCUGGCGGGCCUCUGAGCUUGAGGAGCACCGACAGGCUGCAGCUGAAUGGCUCUGUACGGGCAUGUGCACUGCGGGGGUGGUAGGAGCGGUGCGUGCCAUGGCCAUUAGCGGGCCACAAGAAAUGCAUGCUGAGUGCUUCAAGUACGCUGUGCGGAAGGACGAGGGCAAAGCACCAACUUACUUGAUGGCACCUUGUCCAACUCUUCAACCGCACACAUGAUGGGGAUUGCCCACAAUCUUUGAUGACUAGCACCCUCACCCCGGUCUUCAAUGAAGGGGACGCGAGCGUGCCAGCUGAUUGUACUGCAAAUUUCUUUUGUGAAGGCUUGUGACUCAGUCGAGCAUGACACAUUGUGGGCCUUCCUACAAAUUGACGGUCAUGGAGAGCGCGUAAUGGCAGCGCAUAAUGCAUCGUGGUAGGAGGUUUAUAUGCGAGUGAAAGCUGCGCAUGCCUUUCAGUGUGGCACGGGAUGCCAAGCAAGGCUGCCCGCUGAGCGUCACACUCUUGACAUGUUGGUAGUUUACAGUGGGAGGUGCCCGAUCACAGCCCUACUGUUGACGGUAAAACUGUGAAUAAUAUGCUAUUUGUGGAGGACGCAACCCUACUGGCGUGCACAAGAACGCGCGCACUGACGCUGCUCACGCAUCUGCCGUUGCGAGGCCACGGACAUGCAAGUAAAUCCUAUCCAACGGCAAGUGCGAAUGUUGGAAAUUAGCACAAAUCUGAGGGCAGAAUGGGCGCACGGUGGCUUUAUAAGUUGCGGGGCGUGGCGUGAAGUCCCAGCACUCAAGGGGACGGCGAGGUACUUGGGCCGCUAUGACAGUGCGGGACGGAAGUUUGCAAUGCGUAAUACAAUGCCGUUCAUGCGGCGGGUAAGACUGGGUGCCAAAACCCCAAACAUUACGUGUGUCUACCGCGAGCUGGCACUACAACCACUGCAGGUGCACUGGGCCACGCUGGUUGUCAGGUUCUGGAAAGGGCUCGUUAGCAACUAGCAGGCGUUACAUCACCGCGUGUUUCGUGCUGUUUGGCCCCAGCGUUGGAGGGUGAAGAGCGCUGGACGAAGCACUUCCUCCAGUUUCUGCAUACAGCAUGGGUCUGCUUGCGCCAAGUGGCAUGCCCACACGUGAAGCAGCCAGGUUGCUGUGCUAGGCUGAAGGUGCUGGAAAGCAGUACAUCAUAGAAAUGCCGGUACUGUUUGGAAGCGAUGUGGGAGACUGUCGCAGAAUCUGACGCACGCACAGAUGAAGGCAGGGGCGUGAAACCGGUCCGAUACUAUGGAAACCCCUGGAUACUAUCACUUGGGGCAAGGGAUGGCCAGCACAUAGAAGUGCUUUCAUACCGGAGUGCCGUGGCUAGUCGCGGUGGUGGGAGCAGCACGUGGACGUCAAGCUAGUGAUUCAAAGCCGUGGACGGAUCGAAUGCUGCGGAGGUCCCCUUCGCGGUACGGAAUGCAGAAUACCGCAGCGCUGAAAUAGCACAUAGGGACGUCAGUGUCCCGUGCAGGAGUCCGGCUUGCAAGGAUACCUCCCAUGCUUCAUGGGACACUGUGGGACACUCAGACACGCGGCAUGGCGCGAGCCGUGUGCAGGGCUCCUAUCUUAAUGUCUCCAGACAUUA